Vitis riparia (riverbank grape) is the source of this 3357-nucleotide messenger RNA. Its product is annotated as glycerophosphodiester phosphodiesterase GDPDL4. The record is from RefSeq and is a predicted model, not a curated record. Gene Ontology annotation, biological process: lipid metabolic process. Gene Ontology annotation, molecular function: glycerophosphodiester phosphodiesterase activity. The coding region runs from base 917 to 3001 and encodes 694 amino acids. Lineage: Eukaryota; Viridiplantae; Streptophyta; Magnoliopsida; Vitales; Vitaceae. The transcript has 9 exons.
GGUUGCUGAGAAAGCUGAGGGGAAGGGAAAUGAUAGUGAAGAUUGUUGUUAUUAUUGUUUAUUUAUUUUCUGUUUGGGGAGAAAGUGGAAAAACAAGUGGAAAGCUGGAAUCAGCUGGGCUGAGAUUGUGGUGUUGAGCUCAUCUGAGUCGAUGAAAAUUUGAGAUUAAGAAAUUUUUUUCUAAUUUCGUAAGUUUCUAAUAAUCUUUGGCGAUUUAAGUCUAGGAUGUGAGUUUUGCUAUAUUUGGUGGAAAAAUGGUGUCAACUAUCUCGAGUGAUCAGCUUGAGACCAUUUCGCUGUUGAUUGAAAAAGGAAUGAGAAAUUUUAUGAUACUGAACUUCGAUUUCUUUGUUGAGAGUGAGAAAGAAUGUUGAUUUGGUAAAUUAGGAAGGUUUUCUGAGCUCGUUAUGAAAGAUUGAAGCGUUUGGCAGAUUUGUUGAUGUCUAGUACAAGAUCUCUUCUUGUAAUGGCUCCGGACCAAGACCUGUUGCUAGGCGAAUUUGUAUCCUUAAUAGUUCUUAAAGAAGUUCUAUAGUGGUCAUUUAGCUUGCUUGGCAACUAAAACGAUGGUUUGCAGAUCUGAAGUUGGGUUGAAUAAAUUUGCCUUCUUGGAGCUCUUCUUUUAGAUUUUUUUUUUCUUUUAUGGCUGUUAGCAGUUUUUUUAUCGUGGUCAUUAGGCAUGUACUUAGUUCUAUUAGCUGGAUUAUUUUUGUUGUAAUUUUUUGGUGACUGAAUUUGGAGAAUGAUCUCAAGGUAAAGUGUGGAGUUCCGAACAACAUUAGUAUUGGUUGUGGUGGUGUCAAUUGUGUUCCAGCAAAAACUUAGUGAUUCAGGAAAUGCACCUUUGGUCAUAGCACGUGGUGGGUUUUCAGGGCUAUUUCCUGAUUCUAGUUCAGCUGCAUAUAGUUUGGCAUUAAUGACCAGUUUGUCCAAUGUGGUCCUCUGGUGUGAUGUGCAAUUAACAAAAGAUGGAGCUGGAAUUUGCUUUCCUGAUAUGAAGCUAGACAAUGCUUCCGAUAUUUCAGUUGUUUUCAAAAACAGGAAUAAUGUCUACCUUGUCAAUGGAGUCUCUACGCCAGGAUGGUUUUCUGUUGAUUUUACACUUACUGACCUCGAAACUGUUGCUUUAAAUCAAGGAGUUUAUUCUCGAAGUAAUAGGUUUGAUGGUAAUCUUUUCCCAAUUCUUACCGUUCAAGAGAUGGUUAAGCUAACAAGGCCACCAGGUUUAUGGUUGAAUGUUCAGCAUGAUGUAUUCUAUACAAAACACAAUCUGAGUAUGAGAACCUUUGUACUUUCUGUAUCUAAAAGUGUUAUAGUUGAUUAUAUCUCAUCACCAGAGGUGGCUUUUCUGAGAGGUGUCUCGCAACGAUUUAAAGCAACGAAGACGAAAUUGAUCUUCCGAUUUCUAGAAAAAGAGGAAACAGAUCCCUCAACCAACCAAACUUAUGGUUCUCUUCUAAAUAAUCUUACAUUCAUAAAGACAUUUGCCUCUGGAAUUCUUGUUCCCAAAGGUUACAUAUGGCCUGUGGAUAAGAAUUCAUAUUUGGAAUCUUCUACCUUAGUUGUACAAAAUGCUCAUAAAGAAGGAUUGGAAGUUUUUGGAUCAGAUUUUAUCAACGAUAUUCCUUUUAGCUACAAUUACAGUUAUGAUCCAAUAGCUGAGGUCUUGAAUUUCAUUGACAAUGAUGCCUUCUCUGUCGAUGGUGUACUAUCUGACUUCCCAAUAACUCCAUCAGCAGCCAUAGAUUGCUUUGCUCACAUUGGCAAAAAUGCUUCAGGACAAGAAAAGCCUCUAAUUAUCUCAUACAAUGGAGCAAGUGGAGACUACCCUUCUUGUACUGAUUUGGCAUAUACCAAAGCCAUUUCAGAUGGUGUAGAUGUUCUUGAUUGUAAUGUUCAAAUGACAAAGGACGGCACACCAAUUUGCUUAAGCUCUAUUAAUCUUAUGGAUAGCACAAAAGUUGCCCAAACACCUUUCAGCAAUCUUACAACAACUAUUCCAGAGGUUCAAAAAGGCAGUGGAAUAUUUACCUUCAACCUCACUUGGGAGGAUAUUAGUAGCUUGACCCCGGCAAUAUCAAACCCAUAUUCAACUUUCAGAUUGUCCCGAAAUCCAGCAGCCAAAACUGCUGGGAAAUUGGUGUCAUUGUCAGACUUUUUGAGCAUUGCAAAAGAAGCAAAUUCUCUUUCUGGUGGUGUCUUGAUCGGCAUUGAGCAUGCAGCCUUCCUUGUGAAGGUGGGAUUAAGCGUCACAGAUGCAGUCCUUGACGCCUUGAGCAAAGCUGGUUAUGAUAAUGUAACCACACCCAGAGUAAUGAUUCAGUCCACCAACAGUUCUGUGCUGAAGGAGUUCAAGGAAAAGAAGAAGAAUUAUGAGCUUGUGUACAGAGUUGAUGAAAAUAUCCGUGAUGCCUCUGAUGCAACCAUUGAGGACAUCAAGAAAUUUGCCACUUCUGUGGUUAUCAGCAAAGAUUCCAUCUAUCCUGAGAACAAGGCAUUCAUCACUGGUGCUACGGAUAUUGUAUCAAGGCUACAGAAGAAUAAUCUCCCCGUUUAUGUACAACACUUUGAUAAUGAGUUUAUAUCUCAGGCAUGGGACUUCUUCUCAGAUGCAACCGUAGAAAUCAACUCAUUUGUCACGGGAGCUGGAAUUGAUGGUGUAAUCACAAGCUUCCCUCAAACAGCUGCUUCAUAUAGAAAGAACCCAUGCUUAAAGUACAAGACUCUACCGUCAUACAUGAGUCCUGUUCAGCCUGGCAGUCUCAUGCAAGUCAUCACUAGCGACGACAUGCCACCUGCUCUGGCUCCAUACCCGGUGCUGAAAGAGUCUGAUGUGGCUGAACCUCCACUACAAGAAGUCGCACCAGCUACCCCGGCUUCCAGCACAAACGCUGGAACUACAGCACCUGCUCCCACCUCACCAAACGGGCAACCUAGAAUUGCCACAUGCAUUGUCCUGUCCAAUCUUGCUGUGCUCCUUGUGACCGUUCUGCUGCUAUGAAAAGGUUACAAGAUCACAUGCAGUCAUUUUAGAUCACCAGUAUGUCCAUCCUCCACUGCCUGGAUCUUUUGCUGCCUCGUCACAGAGCUAAUUCAGAUUUUCCCCCUAAACCGCAAUGAUCAUCUUCUGGUCAUCAAUAUAUAUUGUAGGUAUGUUCAUUCUUCCUCAUGUAUUCUGAGUACUUAUUUCAGAGAGACGUAUCCACGAAUGGAUUCUUUGUAGUCAGCAUUGUUUUCUGUUUCAUUAUUGUAAGAUUUGUCCAUGAUUGUUCUUUGGGUAUGUAUGAUGCAUGUAUGAUUUUGAAGUUAAAACCUCGACAGGAUCUCCCUACUGACUGAACAUGUGCAGUUGUUUAA